CUUCAGUUCCCAUAGCUACUAUGUUUCUGAAAGUGAGGGAAAGGAUUUUAUUAACAGGUUUUUAUUUAGGUGUGGAAAAAAAUAUAAUCUGUCAGUUUAAAACUAUAGCCCCAGAUACACAAUGGGAACAGAUCUCUAUUUAUGAAGAUUUUCUCCAAAUAAUAAUCAAAUUUAAUAAAAUAAGGCGAAUGCUCAGGAAACAUGAGUUCGAAAAACCUGUGCGAGAUGGAUGACUCAAAGAAAUCAGAGCCAAAAUGCCCAUCUUCUCAACAACAUGCACUCCAGAAACUCUUUUCAGAGACUUCAGAGGUCAAGCAGAGCAGACAUUUGUGUGGUGACCUUAUCAUAAAGGACAAAGCAAAUACUCAUUAUCAAGCAGGUAUAAAGGCUGUAGAUCAGCUAGAGUUUGAGAGGGCUGUCAUUUGCUUCACAAAAGCCAUAACACUACAAACAGAACAGACUCAGCUUUAUGUAGCGAGAGCAGAGGCCUAUCUUCAGCUGUGCGACUUCAAGUCUGCAGCCCUCGAUUAUAAGCAUGCCUGCAACCUGGAACCACAGAAAAAGGCCCAUUUUCAUCGCCUUGCCUUUGUUUAUUACCUGCAGGGCCAGUGUUAUUGUGACCGGGGAAUGUUCCUUGAGGCUUUGCAGUCUUUUGCUAAGGCAGUUGAACUGAAGCCUGACUUUAGACCUUAUCACAUGAGAAGCUUGGCAUGUCUGACCGCACUGGGUCGUUACUCUGACGCUAUGCGACUGGUCACUAACUGGCUCGAGAGUGAAACUCCAUCAGCCGACCUCUUCACGCUUAGAGCACGUUUACACCACCAACUCAGACAGCCCAUGCUAUGUUACUAUGACCUAAAGUCGGCUCUGAAGCUUAAUCCGAGCUGUCCGGAGGCGCGGGCCUUGCUGGAGAUGAUGGAGCAGGGAGCCGAGCGCGCUCGCCAGCAGGCAGUGACUAAAGCUGUGGAGGGAGAGCUGUCUGAUGCCCUGGCAAAGAUUACCACAGCUCUAGAGCUGAACCCUGAAAAUGCGCAACAUUACCUUUUUAGAGGGAUACUGUACCGCAGACUGAAAGAUUUCACUGCUGCUAUAGAGGAUCUGAUGCUUGCUGUGGAGUUCUGUGAUGAUGGAGCAAAACAUCCCGAGGGGGAAAAGCCCGAGGAGUCUAAGGAUCUGGAACAAGAUGCUCAUGUCCAACUAGUGCUCGCUUACAAUGAUUUCGCGGUCCAGUGCUUCACCCAAGGCUUCUACAGCGAGGCCACCAUGCUUCUCACGAAAGCCAUCCAUGAGCAGAGAGAUGAGAGUGGGCUCUUUAUUAACCGAGGAGACUGUUUCUUUAGGCAGAAGGAGUGGCUUUUUGCCCUGGCUGACUACCAGCAGGCUGAGGAGUUGGACCCCAAAAAUACAGCCAUUUGCCUUCGUUUGGCUGUUAUUCACAACACACUGGGCCUGCACAGUUAUGAGAACCUGAAUUUUCAGGACGCAGCAGACAAGUUUUCUCUGGCCAUCAAGUACAACCCUGGUGUAUCUCAGUACUAUGGGAAUCGGGUUAAGGCUCUCUUCAAGCUGCAGCGUAUGGAGGAAGCCACACAGGAUGCUGUCAGUGCUCUCAUCUUAGACCCUGCUAAUGAUGAGCUCGUCCCUCUGCUGCUCAGACUUUUCCCAGGCUGCUCUCUGUCAGAUGUCAUAUCCAGUGGCAUGGCUCAAACAGUCAAAGCUCAGCUGAUGGAGCGGAUCCAGACCUGGAAACUAGCAAGCUUUCCUGUGUCAAGACUCUCCAAUAAGCUUGAGAGGACAGUCCUCAGACACGACACUGACAGCCAGGCGAAAACAGACUCUGUAAGUGCCUCAAGCAGAGAGGAUGUGGAGGGGAGAUUUCAACCUGUUGAAUACACGCAAGAUCCGGUCAGGAGCAAGGAACAGGUGAGUGACGUAGUGAAGAAGCUCCUGCAUCAGAGGCAGUCUCUAAGUUACACUGGACCUCGCAUUGCCCCGCUUUGCAUCACACACCACUCGGAGCCGGCAGCUCGCACUUCUAAACCUCCAUACUCCUGGAGGAACUUUGGAGGCUUGGGCCUUAACUGCUAACCACAUGUCUGAAAGUAGAAAUAAAGUUAUACUGGCCCUCAUGAAUUGUCUAAUGAGUCUUAUGCACGAGUUUAACCUGAAACACAGAGUAAGAGUCUUAGAGUCUUGUUGUGUGUUGGUGGUUAUAUUUUAUUUAGUUUGAACUGCAGUAUAAAAGGAUUAUAACAUUCUAAUUGAAAAGUAAUUAACAAUCUUACAUGUAUGUAAUCUGUAAAGUGUAGGUUAGGCUGAAACACAGUGCGUCACUUCCCUAAAAAGGUAACACAGAGAGGCCUACAAACGCGGCCACAAUGGACUGCAUCAUGUCUCAUAGUCUUUUACUAUUGGGUGUAUGCUUAUAAAUGUUUGAGGUUCAUUGUUCUAUGUCUUUUGCUUAAGUAACUCUGUUUGCAUGUCACAAAUGAUGAACAUAAUUAAUAAAUGAUCUUAUCU
Messenger RNA from Hemibagrus wyckioides, 2520 nucleotides. RefSeq names its product tetratricopeptide repeat protein 16. The record is from RefSeq and is a predicted model, not a curated record. Lineage: Eukaryota; Metazoa; Chordata; Actinopteri; Siluriformes; Bagridae. Gene Ontology annotation, molecular function: protein binding. The transcript is spliced from 13 exons. Bases 202 to 2088 code for a protein of 628 amino acids.